AUGGAAAUAAAGCUCACUCCGGUGGAAGAUGAGCUAUGCACGCUGGUGGACGAGUUCACGCAGAAAUUGAAGGAGCAACGCAUUGAGACGUCUUGCAGGAUUGCUGGGGGGUGGGUUCGGGAUAAGUUGCUCGGCUUGGAGUCUAAUGACAUCGACCUUGCGCUCGAGAAUAUGAUGGGGGUCCCCUUUGCUAAACAGCUGCUUAAGUACUGUCGAGAAGUCAAAGGCCUCGACACGAACCAAGUCACUGAGAUUGCCAACGCACGCACUACACUAUUGGGAAUCGAGCUGGACCUGGUCAAUCUCAGAAGCGAAGACUACACGGGGGACAGCCGAAUACCAACAGAAGUUGCGUUCGGAACACCAUACGAGGAUGCGAUGCGGCGAGACAUCACCAUAAAUGCCCUGUUCUACAAUGUUCACUCAAGAAAGGUGGAAGAUCAUACCGGUCAAUCGUUUGGUUUCUCCAUGGUUCCCGCACUGCGAGAGGCUGCUCGUGAUCCAAUGAUCCAGCAAGCAAUCAAGGAAAAAAUCAGUCGAGAGCGAGUCGGCGUUGAAGUCGAUAAGAUGAUGCAAUCGUUGCACGCGGCCGCUCUAUUGUACAAGCUAGUCGGUCCGCUUGGGGAAACAAUCACGUUCCCAGACCUGACAUUCCCAACCCUUCCGCCUCUACAUCCCCUCUUGCUCUCAGAGCUCGCCACCUCGUCAAGCACUAUGCGUCGGUUAUACUUGGCUUCUGCGCUUACGCCGUACAAACACCUUACAUACCUUGUGAAAGGCCAGUCAAAACCUGCAGUUGAGGUAGUCAUCCGAGAGAGUUUGAGACUUGGUAAACAACAUCACUACCAUGACGGAAUACCCCUCCUCUUUUCCGCUGCCGACACCCUACAGAGAGCUGUGAUAGACUGGGAGCAUGGUCAACUGGGUAAGCCGGAGCGGGUAUGGAUAGGCGUGCUGUUGCGCGACAAAAACGUGCACAAUUCCUCGUACGACGCCAUAUGGUCAACGUCACUCCUGUUCGCUCUCGUCCAGGAGCUCACCGCCCUCUGGGACGCCGAAACCGGGGUCUUCGACACCGACGCUGGCGCUAUGAGGGUUCAGGCGUACAACAAGUUUGUGUCGCGGAUCGAGGAGCUCGACUUGCCGGCUGCGGUCGACGCCAAGCCGGUGCUGGACGGCAACGACGUGGUGCGGAUCCUCGGCGCGAAAGCGGGCGGGCAGUGGACCGGCGCCGUCCUCGCGCGCGUCGUCGAGUGGCAGCUCGCGCACCCCGGCCCCGAGGGCACGCGCGACGCGGCGGAGGCGUGGCUCGCGGCGGAGGCGGCCGCGGGCCGCGUGAGCGCUGCGGUCGUUCAGACGCAGACGAAGGGCAAGCGGGGGAAGGGCCCGGCGGGUGGGGAGGACGCGAAGAAGGCGAAGCGGUGA
This is a messenger RNA of Epithele typhae, 1425 nucleotides long. RefSeq lists its product as uncharacterized. Lineage: Eukaryota; Fungi; Basidiomycota; Agaricomycetes; Polyporales; Epitheliaceae. Gene Ontology annotation, biological process: tRNA 3'-terminal CCA addition. Gene Ontology annotation, molecular function: ATP:3'-cytidine-cytidine-tRNA adenylyltransferase activity; RNA binding. The record is from RefSeq and is a predicted model, not a curated record. The transcript is spliced from 10 exons. The coding region runs from base 1 to 1425 and encodes 474 amino acids.